Cherax quadricarinatus is the source of this 1487-nucleotide messenger RNA. The record is from RefSeq and is a predicted model, not a curated record. Lineage: Eukaryota; Metazoa; Arthropoda; Malacostraca; Decapoda; Parastacidae.
UGGAUGACAGAGAGGGUCACCUGCCAAUCAACGAGCAAAACUGAUGGAGAUGGACUAACGUCCUGGAGACGUCCCAUUUUGGAUUUAAUUACCUGUGCACCUGUAUGAAAUUGCAGGACGUAACCCCACAUCAUUGCAGCGGUAAAGAACCUGCUUUCCUGUCAUCAGGAUAGAAUACUCAGGGCGAUACUCUCUGAAGAACUAGCCGGUGGUGGUCACCAACACCUGCGACCCCCCCCCCCCCCCCCACAUCAGCAACGGCUAAGAUUUCAGCAACACGAAGUGUCACCAACACCAGACACCCCAAUAUAUAUAUUAACGUUGAGUUCAAAUGUUAUUUUAUUCAUUUCAUUUUUCAUUUUUCUUUCAAAUAGGAUGUACCUGUCAUUUUUUAUUGUUUUAUGUUUGCUUUAAUAAAUAAUAAAGUGUUUAUCUUUGUUAAUUAUUAUUUCGUUUUCUAUUCAUUAAUUUUCCUGAGGAGGAGCCAGCUUUGGUAAUACUGUCUGAAGUUAUUACAGAGCUGAGUAAGCCUUCACAUUCAUCUGUAUUGUUGUGUGCACUAAUACCAUUGUGUGUGCUUGUACCAUUGUGUGCACUAGUACCAUUGUUACAUACAAUAUGAUUAUUUUCAGAUGAGUUCAAAGAGCAAAACUGGAGUCUGGGUAAUGUCAUUAGAUACUUUCCUGCCAUAUUCCUGCAUCGUGUGUCCUCCUGAUACUGAUGGUGUGGAUGGUGCGGUUGUGUGCACCGUGGCUGCCCCCUUGGAGCAUGCUACACACCAUGGUGUAGUUAUUGCAAACAAUGAACAAGAUAUUAACAAAAUGGAGUAUAGAAUGCCACUAGAUGAAUUGAGGAAAGUGUGUUCCGAAGGUGUUGGUGCUGUCAUCUCUGGUUUAGUGUUUCUCAGUAGUUCACUGACAGAGAAACUGCUGGGCCUACACACUGUGCCACCUCUCGACCGUUGCACUUACUAUGGCAUGGACAGUGGAGUACCGCCUCUACAGGUAUCCUUCUUUACAUAAAAGGAAACAUUCACUGUGGGGGGUCCCUGCAUUAUAUUAAUGGGCUCUUGAGCCAAGGAAUUUGGGUUUUUGUCCCAUUGGAUCAAACGUGAUUGCUUCCCAUUCUCUACAGGUGUAGCACUUCCCAACGAAGAUAAUAAUAAUAAUAAAAUAAUAAAAUACAGUCUUUCUUCACUUAACGCAGUUCCAUUCCUAAGAGUAGGGUGGUAAAUGAACUGGUCAUUAAGCGAGGAGCAUACUUUACUGGUAGUGGAUUUGUGUUAACCAUCUUUAGAUAGGGAAGAUAGGGAAGCUGUGAUUUCGUGUAUAGGACAAGGAGGAAUAAUAUCUUGUAGGAGUGAGGAAGAGCCAGUUGUGAGUGUGGGGGAAGUUCGUGAGGCAGUAGGUAAAAUGAAAGGGGGUAAGGCAGCCGGGAUUGAUGGGAUAAAGAUAGAAAUGUUAAAAGCAGGUGGGGAUAUAGUUUUG